This is a messenger RNA of Musca domestica (house fly), 957 nucleotides long. RefSeq names its product lectizyme-like. The record is from RefSeq and is a predicted model, not a curated record. Gene Ontology annotation, biological process: proteolysis. Gene Ontology annotation, molecular function: serine-type endopeptidase activity. NCBI's taxonomy places the organism in Eukaryota, Metazoa, Arthropoda, Insecta, Diptera, Muscidae. The transcript has a single exon. Bases 30 to 851 code for a protein of 273 amino acids.
AUCAUUGUCAGUUUUGCUUUAUAAUCGAAAUGAAGGUUGUUAUUGUGUUAGCUUGCCUUGUGUUGGCUACCGCCAGUGCAGGCACCUUGGAAUCGGUUUCACGGCCUGGAUUCCCAGAGGGUCGCAUUAUCAAUGGCAAACAGGCAAAGAAAGGCGAAGCUCCGUUUAUUGUUUCGCUCAAGUACAUGGGUGAACAUUUCUGCGCUGGAUCCAUUAUCAAUCCACAUUGGGUGCUGACGGCAGCACAUUGUUUAAUCUACCAUUAUAUCCAAGCUAUCGCCGGAUUACAUGCUCGAGACGAUGAAUCCAACAUCCAACUCCGCUAUAUUUUUGGUGAACACUACAUGUUCCCUCACGAAUUGUACGAGGGUAACGUCGGUCCCUAUGAUAUUGGUCUCAUUUACAUUUCGGAACCUUUUGACUUAAACGUUGUGGCCCGUGCUAAUCCUGCUCCCGUCUCGUUGAUCAAUUUGCCAUCUGGCAAAUAUGAACAAAUCGGCAGAGGUAAGCUAUAUGGAUGGGGAAGGGAUAAUAGCGGUACGCUUUCUAAUGUCCUGCAGACAUUGGAUGUGGACAUCAUUGGUUAUUCUGAGUGCAAAGCUGCAUUGCCUAGCUCGUCGAAAAUAGCGCAAGGCAAUAUUUGUACUUAUACCGAGGGUCUGACUGAUGGCGCAUGCAAUGGCGACUCCGGCGGUCCAUUGAUUAUCGAUACAAAGGAAGGCAGGGAGUUGGUUGGCAUUGUGUCGUGGGGUUACACACCUUGUGAUUGGACAUGGUACCCGUCGGUCUACACCCAAGUAUCAUCAUACCUUUCGUGGAUCGAUGGUAUAAUCAAAAAUAACUUCACUUAAAAAUGGAUAAUAACAUUAAGUAUGUCACGGAAUGGGUUACAAUUGUAAUAAUUUUGAGACAUUGGAAUAAAAAUACACUCCUGGCUGAUGUAAAAUUAGCCCUUGA